AUGAAUGUUUUUAUUGUUAUCUUAAAUAACUCACAAUCAUUCUCAACUAUUCUUGAACUAUCAUUAAAUCAUUUUGAGAAAAAAAAAAAAAAAUUAAAAAACACCAGAACAAAACAAGUUUUUUUAAAAAAAAUUUAUGGGAAAAUAAAAACAUUUUUUUUUUUUUUUUUUUUUUUUACCAAAAAUUUUAUUUUUAGAAUUUAUUUUACCAUUUAUCUUUUAUUUUGA
This is a messenger RNA of Dictyostelium discoideum AX4, 228 nucleotides long. RefSeq lists its product as hypothetical. The record is from RefSeq and is a predicted model, not a curated record. Bases 1 to 228 code for a protein of 75 amino acids. NCBI's taxonomy places the organism in Eukaryota, Evosea, Eumycetozoa, Dictyosteliales, Dictyosteliaceae. The transcript is spliced from 2 exons.